AUGAGGAGUUUCGUUGCAGUUACCUUUGUAUUGCUUUCCAUUUUUCUUAUUCGUGGGACAUCUUCCUCUUAUCCAGUUGGUGAUAUUCGUAAUUGUCCAACUGAGCAGACAGUUAAUCCUGGAUCAUCUCCAUUGAAAAUGGAUGCAAUUCCUGAUCAUGGAUUUGAUAACCUUCGUAAUAUUGAACUGGGUCAGGUGUACAGUAAGAAUUACUCCAGUUGUCAAGUCUCUGAUGAUGGUCGUUACUUCCUGCCUGAUAAUUUCAAUUUGAUUCCUGUUCGUGAGAGUGAAAUUGAUACAUUUGCCGAGGUUUUUCAACAUUAUAGUGAACACACGUCUUCAUCAAGUGUCUCCAUUAAUGCUGAAGCUAGUGCAAGUUGCGUUUUUGCACAUGCUAGUGGCAAAUUUUCAGCAGAGUACCAAAAUACAAAAAAGAAAAUGGUCAGUACAAAAUUGAGUUCAGUUAGAUUUGGAGUCAGACACCAUCUCUUUUCAGUUCACGUUAAUCCUGUUAGUCAGUUGCAUCCUUCCUUUAAGUCGAGAUUAAUGGAUCUUGCUGCUCACAUCCAAAACAAUGACACUCAAAUGGCUCAUUAUCUCUCUGAUCUGAUAGUAAGGGAUUACGGGACUCAUGUUGUGACGAGUGUUGAAUUAGGUGGUACUCUUUAUCAGACCAGCUUUGUUGCAAAAGAGUCUAUAGUAGAAAGUGAUCAUAUGCAACUUUCUGUUGAUGUCGCUGAUUCGAUUAAAGUAGGAUUCAUAGCCACUUUGUCUUUAAGCUCUAAUUUUGGUUGGUCUAGAUCAACUUCUAGUGAUGGUGGCACUAAUGCUGCUAUACAUCAUACUCGUACAUCAACUCGUGGUGGUCCUCCUUUUAACAUUUAUGGUUUUAAUUACACCAAGUGGCAAGCCUAA
Amphimedon queenslandica is the source of this 915-nucleotide messenger RNA. Its product is annotated as macrophage-expressed gene 1 protein-like. NCBI's taxonomy places the organism in Eukaryota, Metazoa, Porifera, Demospongiae, Haplosclerida, Niphatidae. The coding region runs from base 1 to 915 and encodes 304 amino acids. The record is from RefSeq and is a predicted model, not a curated record. The transcript has a single exon.